UAGAACUCAACAAACAAACAACAAACUUAAUUUAUUAGUUAAUAGUUAUUACUCUAAGCUUAAAAUUAAACAUAGCUGUUAUCCGUAGCAUUUGAUUUAUCUAUGAUUCCUUCCUGGCGGAGAUUGAUUUAUAUGAUGUUGCCCAUGUUGCCUAAGCCAAUAGGCCCUGAAAGUGUAUGAUUUAUGGAAGAAAUAAAUAACAUCAAACUGACUUUAAAAUUUAAGAAAUUAUUAGCACUGAGUGAAAUAAAUGGAAAUGACAAUCCAUGAGCGAUCCAUAAGAACAAGUUUGCUGCAAGGAAAUUAAUAGAGGUAAUCUCCGACAUGAUUGUUUGAACAAGAAGAAACUUCAAAGAACAAAUUAAAAAUGACAAUCCAUGAGCCCAAGCAUAAGAAAAAGUUUGUGGCAAGGAAAUUAAUAGAGGUAAUCUCCGACAUAAUUGUUUGAACAAGAAGAAACUUCAAAGAACAAAUGAAAAAUGACAAUCCAUGAGCCCAAGCAUAAGAACAAGUUUUUGGCAAGGAAAUUAAUAGAGAAAUGAUAAUCCAAGAGCCCAAGUAUAAGAAAACAGAAAUUCAGUUUAUAGCAAGGAAACUAAUAGAAUUAAUCUCUGACAUAAUUGUUUGAACAACAGUUUAAAAUAAUACUUAUACUAAACUUCAAAGAACAAAUGAAGUAAUUAACUAGAAUGUACAACUAGAAUUUAAAUUAUAAUAAUUGUAAAAAAUAUGAAGAAAAGCAUAUUUAAUUUAAUAAUUUAUAUGUUAUUAUGUAUCUUAAAAUACUAGAGAAGACAGAAAAAUCCCUCAAAUAUGUUGUAAUAUCUCUGAUAUGCAUAAAUGUUUUAUGAGCAAGAGACAUUUUAAAGUUUAACUAGAAUGCUAUAUGUAUAACCGCUAAACAUUUAGCAAAUCCAAACAAGGAAGAUAUUUCAAUUGACAUACAAGGUUUUCUAACUAGUUUGGCCCUCCGAAUAGUUACUAGCUUAACUGAUAAACAAGAAAGGGCCAAAUUACAAAAGUACCAAAACACAUUAAAAUGCAUACUAUCAAGUGUCUAUUUUGCGGUAAGAUCUGUUCAAAACAAUUGUCAAAAGCUCAUAUAUUAUCACAUACUGGCGAGCAUCCCUUUAAAUGUUUGGUAUGCGAAAUGACCUUUGCCCAAAUACAUCAAAUAAAGAGACACUUGUUAAAUCACUCUGGGAAGGGUCCUUACAAAUGUACUACAUGUGGAAAAUCCUUUGCAUCCAAAAGCCAUAUGAAGAGACACUCAUUGGUCCAUUCAGGAGCAAGAUCUUAUAAGUGCAAUACAUGUGGAAAAACGUUUACAUCUGAAAGCUAUAUGAAGAUACACUCAUUGGUCCAUUCAGUAGAGAGACCUUAUAAGUGUUCUAUAUGUGGAAAAUCCUUUGCGGCCAAAAUGUAUUUAAAGAGUCAUACAUUAAUUCAUACUGGAGAAGAGAGACCUUUUAAGUGCAAUACAUGUGGAAAAUCCUUUAAAUUGAAAGGUUAUAUGAAACAACACACAAAGAGACAUUCAGGUGAGAGACCUUAUAAAUGCAAUAUUUGUGGAAAUUCUUUUCUGACCAAGGAUGAAAUGAAGAUUCAUACAAGGGCUCAUACCGGAGAGAGACCUUUUAAGUGUUCUACAUGUGAAAAAUAUUUUGUGACAAAAAACGUUUUGAAGAAACAUCACACAAUGGUUCAUACUAAAGUGAGACCUUAUAAGUGUUCUACAUGUGAAAAAUCUUUUGCAAGGAAAGACAUUUUGAGGGUUCACCACAUAAGGAUUCAUACUAGAGAGAGACCUUUUAACUGUUCUUUAUGUGAAAAAACUUUUGCAACAAAAAGUGAAUUGACGGGUCACACAUUGAGGUAUCACAAAAGGGUUCAUACUGGAGAGAUGAGACCUUAUAAGUGUUCUAUAUGUGAAAAGAGUUUUGCAAGGAAAGGCGUUUUGAAGGGUCAUCUCACAAGAUGUCAUACUGGAGAGAAGCCUUAUAAGUGUUCUACAUGUGAAAAAUAUUUUGUGACGAAAGAGUAUUUGAAGUUACAUCACUCAAGGGUUCAUACUGGAGAGAGACCUUAUAAGUGCUCUACAUGUGAAAAAUCUUUUGCGACGAAAGAUCAUUUGAGGCGUCACAUAAGGGUUCAUACUGGAGGGAAGAGACAUUAUAAAUGUUCUAUAUGUGAAAAGAUUUUUACAACGAAAGACGUUUUGAAGGGUCAUCUCACAAGAUGUCAUACUGGAGAGAAGCCUUAUAAGUGUUCUACAUGUGAAAAAUAUUUUGUGACGAAAGUCGUUUUGAAGUUACAUCACUCAAGGGUUCAUACUGGAGAGAGACCUUAUAAGUGUUCUACAUGUGAAAAAUCUUUUGCAGCAAAACAAACUUUGGAGGAACAUCACACAAGGAUUCAUACUGGAGAGAGACCUUAUAAGUGCUCUACAUGUGAAAAAUCUUUUGCGACGAAAGAUGAUUUGAGGGGUCACAUAACGGUUCAUACUGGAGAGAGACCUUAUAAGUGUUCUACAUGUGAAAAAUCUUUUGCAGCAAAACUAACUUUGAAGGAUCAUCACACAAGGGUUCAUACUGGAGAGAGACCAUAUAAGUGCUCUUCAUGUGAAAAAUCUUUUGCAACAAAAGAUGAUUUGAGGCGUCACAUAAGGGUUCAUACUGGAGGGAAGAGACAUUAUAAAUGUUCUAUAUGUGAAAAGAUUUUUACAACCAAAGGCGCUUUGAAGGUUCAUUACACAAGGGUUCAUACAGGAGAAAAAGAGAAAAAGAAUCUGAAUAUUACCUUAUAAUCUGAAUGUUAAUCUCUUAUAAUCUGAAUGUUGGUACCUUAUAAGUUCUCUACACGUGAAAACACUUUUGCAACAAAAGAUUAUUUGAGGGGUCAUCACACAGGAGUUCAUGGAGGAGAGAGACCUUAUAAGGCACACGUCCACACUCUUGAUUCUUUUCAUUUGAUCAAUGAAAUACUUAACAAUAGUAGUUUAUUUUGUUUUGUUGAUACAAUUUUAUCAAGUUGUAGGUACUUAAAAAAAAAAAUUGACUUAAGCCUGACUUAUUUUUCAUUGUUGGGACCCAUUACUCAAGAUGAAAUGCUAGGUCAAGGUUAUUACAUGUUUUUACAAAUAUCAGUGUUUUAUCUUGAACUGUUUUUUCUUUAGUUGUAUUCUACAGGUUUCAGCAAAUUUCUCUUUUAAGGAAACAAGCUAUAAAUGUUGGUAGAUGGCAAGGUAACAGUGAGACCUGGGUCAGAUUAACUUUUUGUUUUGUUGACCUCCGAGAUAACAAAAACGGUAUUGUUAAUUUGUCACGUUUUUUAAAUUGUAUAUAGAUGUAUAGAUGAGGCUCCUAGCCCAUAAAACAACCAGAUAAUCAAUAUAAAAUACCUGUUUGUCAAAAAAGAUUUUUUACCAAAAUUAAUACAUGGGUUUUCGACAAGAUGUUAAAAUUGUUAUUUUUUUUAUCAGAUUAUGCUGAGAUAAAAUUAAAUUUAAAACAUAUAUUUUGAACGUUUUAAAGUUGAAUCUUUCUUUUGUACUUAUUAAUAGAGCACCUAGGCUUUUUGUUAACACAUAGUUUUUGUAAUACACUGCACUGUUAUUAUAUCAUAAAAGGAAUUAAUGUUUUAAACUAUAACUGUAUAUCAAAAACAAACAACAUAAUCGAUUUAGG
Messenger RNA from Macrosteles quadrilineatus (aster leafhopper), 3686 nucleotides. RefSeq names its product zinc finger protein 658-like. The transcript is spliced from 5 exons. NCBI's taxonomy places the organism in Eukaryota, Metazoa, Arthropoda, Insecta, Hemiptera, Cicadellidae. Bases 1040 to 2806 code for a protein of 588 amino acids. The record is from RefSeq and is a predicted model, not a curated record. Gene Ontology annotation, molecular function: RNA polymerase II cis-regulatory region sequence-specific DNA binding; DNA-binding transcription activator activity, RNA polymerase II-specific. Gene Ontology annotation, cellular component: nucleus. Gene Ontology annotation, biological process: regulation of transcription by RNA polymerase II.